AUGCCAUUCCAAGACUAUUUCCAUAAGAAGAAAGCAGCGUUCAUCAACAGGAACAAUAAAAAUGAGGCAGGUUCGCCGGCACUACGAAAUAUUACCAAUAUCAACGAUAUGAAUCCGGCCGGCAAAGAUAGGACUUAUGUGUUCCAGCUAACCAGGCUUCCUGAUGAACUCAUGCAAGAAGUGUUUUCACAUUUGCCGCAACCGGAUCGCUUGCAACUCUGCCUUGUAAACAAAAGAUUCAAUAAGAUCGCUACUAAACUGCUCUACAGGAGAAUUUACUUGAAUGACUCAAAUGUAGUAAAGAGCGACUUCAUGCAUCUAGCAAUUAACUGGACCUUGCUGAAUUUGCCAUCUUCUUUGAAAGAAGAAGAGUCACAGAAGAUUGCCAACCUUAAAUUGAAGAAACUUAUAGAAACAUUGCAAAAUAAUAUUCACAUCACUCAAGUCAUCCAGUGGAUAAGGAUUAAUUGGGAUCUGGACCCUGUGCUACAACGAUCUAUCCUCAACAUUCUCUGCAACCAUGGUAAAUCUUUGCAAAGACUAGAAAAUGUCACUGAUCCGACUUGUAAUGACAUCAUCUCCAAUGGUUAUUUUUCUAAGUGCAAUGUCUCAAGUUUCGACAUGGCGCCUCCGAACUCCCUGCCUGAAAUAGUAGUUCCAGAAAAUUACAUUCCAAAUCUCACCAAAUACCUAUCCCAACGUAUCUCCUCCCGACUCUCUCACAUGACAUUAUUCAUUGACCCCAUAAAGUUGUUCAACUACCUUUAUCCUCUGGAUAUGAAGUUACAAAUUAUCGAUUUGAAAUUGCAUUGGAGAAGGGAGUUUUACAACAAUGAUUACUUCAUUAACAGGAUACGACCCGGUAAUCCUCUGACCAAACUAUCAGAGGUUUUCGACAAGAGAACUUUGAAAAUUCUCACCAUCAUUUCUUGGAAUGACACUUUAUUGAAACGCGAGACCGAAAUGCUGAAAGAUUUCAAAGAGUUCAACCAUUUGGAAGAUUUAUCUUUGAUUUCAAUUAAACAGGACGUUCAUAUUCUCGUAGAUCUAUUCAGUUCGUUAACCAAUUUGAAAAGGCUGAAAAUGGAUUUUUUGGAGGAUUAUAUACCUGAACCGACAAACCCUCACAUUUUUCUGUCUAUUCUCUUAGCUUGUUCCAAGUUACAAUUUAUAGAUUUGAGAUAUGAUGGUCUUAUCCCACAAAUUAUCAAUAUUCAAGCCAAUAAGUUCCAAUUAAAUCAGCAAUGCAACUGCAGAAACUGUCAAAUAGUAUUUACUGACAUUCUAAAGGGAAAAAUAUUUAUGUUCCCAGAAGAUUACUAUAUUUACGAUAGUCAGGAUAUUGCCGCAAAGGACAUUUUCAAAAUGAUGAAGUACUUGUCCUUGCUACCGUACUCAAAAGCUUGUGAUGCUUACCCGAGUGUGAGGACACAACCAAUGAACUUAACCAAUUUUGUGACUAAGAUGAAUGCGAAGCUUUUGGAAUACAGAAACUCUAAAUCCCAGCUUGUGCCCAAAAUCGUUAAUAAUCCACAUGAACACUCUACAAUAACUUCUACGUCCACUGCUCAUGUAAAUGAACCCGAAAUGAUAAUAAUCGAUGAUGACAGUGAUGACACUGUCACUACUAUUUCCGGUGACUUAGAACUCCCUCAUGAUUUAUUGACCAAAAGGGAUAUCAUCAUGUGUUAUCACGCUCUCAUUCAUCAUUUCAAAUCGAUAUACGUUACCUUUUUGAAAAGUUUCCCGAAUUUGAGAUUCCUGAUGCUGAACGAUAUUCCCACAAUAGUUAUGGAGGAAAAUAACGAACGUAUUUUUGAGCCUGUCUUUUACCAUUAUGAUUAUAAAAGUAAUUUGCAUGGAUGGUCUAAAGAAACAAACAAGAACUUGGAGAAUGACACCAACAAUAACAACAACAAUCCUGAUACCAUUGCAAGAAUAGCAACCGUUAUGUAA
Molecule: messenger RNA, 1956 nt
Organism: Saccharomyces mikatae IFO 1815
Lineage: Eukaryota; Fungi; Ascomycota; Saccharomycetes; Saccharomycetales; Saccharomycetaceae
Gene: DAS1
Product: SCF ubiquitin ligase complex subunit DAS1
Exons: 1
Coding region: 1-1956 (651 amino acids)
Molecular function (GO): protein binding
Source: RefSeq, a predicted model, not a curated record